UGGUACCAACGCAUGCGCCGUGGAGUUUUCCGGUUCGAAACAGUUGCGCGAUUUCCAGGUCGGCAUAUGUGUAAAGAAAUAAACAAAGAUUGAAAAUCGUGUUCACGGCUCUGUGGGGCGACACUUAACUUCCAUUUUGCAGAUGGAGGAACCCGGACAGAGACGUGACUCUGACUCUGACCUAGAGAAUGGUUCUGCUGAUGACACUGUCUAUUGCAAACCGUGUGAAGAUGAAGGUGAACACGUCAAAGCCGUUGGUUUCUGUCAGACCUGCGAGGAGUACAUGUGUGACCCAUGCAUAAAAGCCCAUAAGAAAUUCAAGGUGACCAAGAACCACAUUAUGUUGUACGAAGAUAAGAUGCCGUUCUCUGACCCGCCUAUCAAGCAAUCCGACAUCGGCAAAACUGAAUACUGUCAAGAACACGCAAAGGAGAUGAUCAAGUUUUACUGCCCGAUCCAUGAAGACAUUGGCUGCGGUGACUGUGUAUUACUGGAACAUCGAAGCUGUAAAGUCGAUUACAUCGCAGACGUGGCUAAAGAUUUUGUUAUUGGAAAUAAGCUGGAACCAUCGAUUAAACGAGCUGAAGAUCUUCUUUCUGCGUACAGAAGUAAUGCCGGGGAGAUUUUGGACGAUGUCGAAAACCAGUUCAAAGACGAGAUCGACAGAAUGAGGAAAUUUCGGGAAGAAAUUAAUAACUAUCUGGACCAGCGCGAGGAGGAGUUGCUCAACAACCUUCAGAAAGCGAAAAACGAUGAUGAAAACGUAUUGAAUUCACUAAGGACUGAUUGCGAAUCGGCGAAAAUUGAACUUGAAGCCAUGAGGACGAAACUGUCUUCCGGUGACCUCUCGGUGAAUCAGCAGUACGUGGCGGCGAGGCGAGCCCAGAAGAAGUUACGGGCGAUUCAUGAAGAGAUGGAGAAAAUAGCUGAUAGGAUUAAGGCCCGGCAGUACCGGUUUACUAAGAACGCGGACAUGGAGCAUCUGCUGGGAUCGAAAUUAGGCUUUGGUACACUGUUUUUGGCGGGAGAGAUUCGAAGGGAUGUUCCAGUUCCUGACCUCUCUACUGUGACCUUAAAGGAGGCGGCGGACAUCGACGUCAAAACGUCCCAGGACCAGAACACAUGCGGUAUCACCGGCUCCGCCCUACUCUCUUAUAGAUGCCUUCUAUUAGCUGACUACAACAACUUUAGUGUCAAACUGGUGGACGUUCCGUCCCGCACCGUCACGUCCCGCCUGCAGCUACCAGACAAGCCCCGGGACGUGUGUGUCCUUCCUAAUGACCAGGCCGCCGUCACAUUCCCGUUUACGUACAAAGUUCAGCUGCUGUCUACAAAGGAAGGGCAAUUGUCACGGGGAAAGGAAAUUGAAGUAUCUUCUAAGUGUAGCGGUAUUGCGUCUUACAACAACAGCUUAUAUGUUUCUUACACUUCAAACCCGCGUAUUGAAGAAAUGUCAUUGGAUGGUCAAAUUAUAAGUACAUUUCAAACGGAUGAUGGAAGACAACUUUUUCAAGCACCAUAUUACCUGACUGUGUCAGCUUCAACACCACCGACCCUGUAUGUGUCAGACCACGUUGCCAACACCGUCCUCCAGUUAUCCAUGGAUGGGAAGGUCCUCUGGGAGUCAGUGGACAAGCUUAUCACCCGUCCCGAGUCCGUGGUAGACGUAGGACUGGGUCAGUUGCUCGUGUGUGGGCAUGAAAGCAACAACGUGAUGCUGCUGACGGAGAGGGACGGCAAGAUGACGGAAAUACUGGGAGAGAAUGACGGAUUGACCAGGCCCUUCUCGGUGACCUUCUGUCCACUCACACGUGCCAUAGUUGUCGGGAUGUACAAUAGUGACUCACUGAAGGUAUUUAAAGCACACUAACAGUUUUUCUUCAUUUGGGAAAAUAUCCCCCUUUGGAAUCGAAAUUCUGUUAGUCAUAGGCGCAGGCAGACCUUUAUAAACUCAAGAACAACAUUUCUUCAUCAGUCGUGAUUUAUUUGUUUGGCAGAAAUAACAAUGUAUUGAGCAAUUGAAUAGUUAAUACAAUAGCAUUUAUUUUUCAACAUACGCUUACAGUAUCGAAUCGUUGUAAAUGGUUUCUAUCAAACUGAAUGACCAUUGUUAUUCAUGUUCACUAAACAUGGAAAAACUGAAUGAGUAUGGUGUUUGAAUUUGUGUAUGUGGUGUUAGUUUGUUGUUGGUGUUUGUAUUUGUGUAUGCGAUGUUAUUAUGUUUGUGUCUAUAGUUCAUUUUCGCUUGAGCCCUUGCCCUUUGCCUUUCGAUUACUGGGCCUGUAUUUUUCAUUCUGUUAUUGUUUUCCAAUAAAUAGGAUAACUCUUAA
Molecule: messenger RNA, 2330 nt
Organism: Mya arenaria
Lineage: Eukaryota; Metazoa; Mollusca; Bivalvia; Myida; Myidae
Exons: 3
Coding region: 143-1870 (575 amino acids)
Molecular function (GO): zinc ion binding
Source: RefSeq, a predicted model, not a curated record